GGGACAUGUUUAUGCUGACUAUUUGAUCAAGUGUCGUUAAAAGCAACAUUUUGAAUCAGGAGCUAAAAGGCGUCUGCAAAAUUAUGGAACAAAUUCAUGGCCAUGGAGCAAGUGAGUUGUUUCAAGCACAAUCCCAUUUGUAUAAGCAUGUUUUCAGUUUCGUAGGUUCCAUGUCACUGAAAUGUGCAGUUCAGUUAGGCAUACCAGACAUAAUCCACAGCCAUGGGGAACCUAUUACCCUCCAUGGCUUGGUCUCUGCGCUCCAGAUUCACCCUACAAAAGCUGGUUUUGUGCACCGCCUCAUGCGCUUGCUUGCUCACUGCGGCUUCUUUGCUACCACAAGAGUCAACAAAAAACAAGAAGAAGAAGAAGAUGAAGAAGAAGCGUAUGAUAUCACACCUUCAUCGAGGAUCCUCCUCAAAGAAAAUGUCACCAGCUUGUCACCGUUUGUUUUGGCUAUGCUUGAGCCAGCUCUGGUUACUCCAUGGCAAUUCUUGGGAAACUGGUUCCGGGAAGACAAGGUCACAGCAUUCGAGAGUGCACAUGGGAUGGGAUUGUGGGAGUAUGGAAACCAAAAUCCUGUAUUCAAUAAUCUUUUCAAUGAGGCAAUGGCGAGUGAUUCAGGAAUGAUGAACUUGGUUGUAAGAGACUGCAAGGCAGUUUUUGAGGGGUUGGACACGUUGAUUGAUGUUGGGGGUGGUACUGGAACAUGCUCCAGGAUCAUUUCUGAGGCAUUCCCUCACUUGAAAUGCACAGUGUUUGAUCUUCCACAUGUUGUAGCUAAUUUGACAGACAGUUUGAAGUUGAAUUAUGUUGGAGGUGAUAUGUUUCAGUCUAUCCCUCCGACAGAUGGCAUUCUACUUAAGUUGGUUUUACACUCAAUUAGCGAUGAGGAUUGCGUGAAGGUACUGAAAAAAUGCCGAGAAGCUAUACUAAACAAAGAAAAAGGGGGAAAGGUGAUCAUCAUAGAUAUAGUGAUUAAUGAUAUCAAAGAUGAGCACGAAAUAACUGAAGCAAAGCUCUUUUUUGAUGUGUUGAUGAUGGCUCUGGUCACUGGAAGGGAGAGAUGCGAGAAGGAAUGGGAAAAGCUCUUCUUGGAGGCUGGUUUCAGUCGCUACAAGAUAACACCCAUGUUUGGUUUAAGGUCCCUUAUUGAGGUUUAUCCUUAGGACCUUAGCAACAACUAUGUAUUGUCCUAAGAUUUGUAUGACAGUAGAAUAAUCAUGUACUGUAAGCUUGAAUGCUGUAUGGAUGACUAAUGGGUUAAAAGAGUUUUCAAAUUUAGUAUAAUUAUGAAUAUAUCUAUGUUCAUGGUUUGGGAAUAUUUUAAAGAGGCUUGGAAGAAGAGAAAUUAAAGUAGGCAUUUAUAAUGCCCAACUCAUAGCAAGUUAUUGCUUAAAGCAAGCAAAACUUGAGUGUAUGCUCGUUCGCACGGGGCGCACACACGUUGAAACUAACAAUUAUGAUCUAACUUUUAUAAUUAAGAGUAAUGCUAGAAACUACAUUUUUAUCAC
Messenger RNA from Corylus avellana, 1514 nucleotides. Its product is annotated as putative O-methyltransferase 3. Gene Ontology annotation, molecular function: protein dimerization activity; O-methyltransferase activity. Lineage: Eukaryota; Viridiplantae; Streptophyta; Magnoliopsida; Fagales; Betulaceae. The record is from RefSeq and is a predicted model, not a curated record.